Gongylonema pulchrum is the source of this 231-nucleotide messenger RNA. Lineage: Eukaryota; Metazoa; Nematoda; Chromadorea; Rhabditida; Gongylonematidae. The record is from the annotation of a GenBank genome assembly.
AUGGCGUUCUCAGGAGUGAUAUGCGAGCCAACAACAACGGAAUCAAACGAAUACGAUUCUCUCUCUGAAAAAUCACUGGACCUCAGCGAGGAAUAUGCAGAUGAGCUGGAAAUUGGCCCGGCCGACGCAUUUGUUGUGGAAGAAGUUGUCGACAAGUGUUUCGUAUGUUUCGGGCCAUUAUUUUUUAAUAGUUUCAGAAUCUCAUUUAUCACUGUAAAAAAAGUCGAAUAA